UGAUUUACAUUCGUUUUGCCCGAGAAUGUCACGUAAGUAUCUUGACAUUUAUUCUUGAACUGCGUUUUUCUGCCGUCUUGAUACCGCUUUAAUGCUGCUGACCAUACUGGGUUUACCAAUCUCACCAACGCACUGGACCACUGCUUGCGUUUUGUGUGCAAAUUGAACAAACUUACAGGAAUACGAUUUGUCUUCGGAUUGCCAUGGCGUAUCAUACGCUCCGACAUGAAUACAUGCAAAUGCCACCAGUCACCAGAGCGUACACGACAGCCUGUGUAAUCACCACCCUAGCAGUGCAGUUGGAUGUUGUCUCCCCGUUUCAGUUAUAUUUCAAUCCAUUACUAAUACUAAAACAAUUUCAAGUAUGGAGAUUGAUAACCACUUUUCUGUUUUUUGGAAAUAUUGGUUUCAAUUUUCUAUUCAACAUGAUAUUCACAUAUCGUUAUUGUCGUAUGCUCGAAGAAGGGUCAUUUCGUUCAAGAACAGCUGAUUUUGUUAUGAUGUUUUUGUUUGGUGCCACAUUAAUGAUUAUUUGGGCAUUUUUUAUCAACUUAUUAUUCUUAGGACAAGCACUAACAAUAAUGUUGGUAUAUAUUUGGUCACGAAGAAACCCAUAUAUUAGAAUGAACUUCUUUGGUGUACUAAACUUUCAGGCUCCAUACUUGCCAUGGGUGUUACUUGGAUUUUCAAUUCUGUUGGGGAACACGCCAUGGGUAGAUUUGAUGGGAAUCGCUGUUGGCCACUGUUAUUAUUAUCUAGAAGAUGUGCUUCCUCAACAUAGAGCCAAUCUUAAGAUACUUAAAACACCACUUUUCUUAAAACACCUCCUUGAUCCAGCACCAGAAGAGGAUCACGUGCCACCUCCGGAGUUUCGCCCAGGAGGUUUUAAUUGGGGAGGAAAUGCACCUGAAAUUCCACCUGAAGGUCGUCAAAAUGAAUGAGUCAGUGUAUAAUAUACUGUAUUGUUGUGUUGAACUGUUAUUUGAAAACUGUAAAUAAUAAUUUUAACUUAAAUAAAAAUUGAAUUAACCUAUUACUUUAUAGGUAAUUCAUAUA
Molecule: messenger RNA, 1056 nt
Organism: Myzus persicae (green peach aphid)
Lineage: Eukaryota; Metazoa; Arthropoda; Insecta; Hemiptera; Aphididae
Gene: Der-2
Product: derlin-2
Exons: 6
Coding region: 204-941 (245 amino acids)
Biological process (GO): endoplasmic reticulum unfolded protein response
Cellular component (GO): Hrd1p ubiquitin ligase ERAD-L complex; endoplasmic reticulum membrane
Molecular function (GO): misfolded protein binding; ubiquitin-specific protease binding
Source: RefSeq, a predicted model, not a curated record